AUGUCCAUAACAAACCCCUUCUCCCAAACGGGUUCCGCCCCACAAACUUCCGCCGAAAUGAAAUCCGCCAUAAUAACCCAAGUCCAACAAGAAACAGCCAUGAGCAAUGCUCGUGCCCUUAUAAGUAAAGUAAACGAAAACUGCUUCGAAAAAUGCAUCCCAUCCCCCGGCUCCAGCCUCUCCUCCAAGGAGCAAUCCUGCCUCACCUCCUGCAUGGAGAAGUACAUACAGAUGUGGAACGCCACGAGCCGCGCAUACAUCGCGCGCAUAGGCCAGGAGCAGAAGGCGGCUGGGCUGGGUGGUAGUGGUGGUGGAGUAUUUUAA
Paracoccidioides brasiliensis Pb18 is the source of this 324-nucleotide messenger RNA. RefSeq names its product protein translocase subunit TIM13. Bases 1 to 324 code for a protein of 107 amino acids. The record is from RefSeq and is a predicted model, not a curated record. The transcript has 2 exons.